Molecule: messenger RNA, 586 nt
Organism: Hypoxylon fragiforme
Lineage: Eukaryota; Fungi; Ascomycota; Sordariomycetes; Xylariales; Hypoxylaceae
Exons: 1
Coding region: 221-523 (100 amino acids)
Source: RefSeq, a predicted model, not a curated record
GGUAGGUAGCCUGCAAGGACUUAGAUAGGUGUAAGUAGUGUAAUUAUCAGCCUUCCAGGUCCUUUCCAGGCAAUGACAUGGCUUCGUCAUGGAAGGUCCUGGAGGAGUAGUUGUGUAGUUGACUUUACUGUGUAUACCUGGCCUUUUCUGAAGUGGGUGAAUACGGGUUACGAGAUAAUUACAUACUGCAAUAUGCCAUCGUUGCCAUGUAUGACACAGUAUGUACCUACCCAGGUAUAGAUGUAAUUUUGUUACUUCAUGUAGGCGUUUCCUAUUCUCCUCUUUGCGAUUGGGGGCGUUGUGCUUUGGGGUUACUUCGUGCGUGACCUGCCUAUUUUUUUUUUGUUUCUUUUACUUUUUCGAUUUGCAAACAAAAGUCAAUAUCAAAUGUGUGCUUGCUGGCGGGGUUUGCAUCUACAUACUACAUAUGUACAUUGGGAACACUGGACCUUUUAAUCCGUGGGUAACAUACGGCAUAGUAAAACUCAAUGUCACUCACAGUGCUGCUGUAUGUACCAGGUAAAAUAGAGGGCCUACCAAAUAAAAAGAACACUAAUUGACUUCCCGGAUCCUUUCACUUAGGCCC